Cryptomeria japonica (Japanese cedar) is the source of this 949-nucleotide messenger RNA. Its product is annotated as ethylene-responsive transcription factor WIN1. NCBI's taxonomy places the organism in Eukaryota, Viridiplantae, Streptophyta, Pinopsida, Cupressales, Cupressaceae. The record is from RefSeq and is a predicted model, not a curated record. Gene Ontology annotation, biological process: regulation of DNA-templated transcription. The coding region runs from base 124 to 675 and encodes 183 amino acids. The transcript has 2 exons. Gene Ontology annotation, molecular function: DNA binding; DNA-binding transcription factor activity.
UUAUAUACUUUAUUUUCUUUAAGACAUUGUAGAAUUUAAACUACAAAUAUUGCUUAUAAAGACUUCAAUUCACCAACAUUUGGUUCUGGACUCUGAAUUCUAAUACAAAAGAAGAAGAGAAAAAUGGGAGGGAUAAAGAAAUAUCGUGGUGUGAGACAACGCCCCUCGGGCUCUUGGGUUGCUGAGAUUCGUCAUCCAAUCCUAAAGAAGAGAGUGUGGCUCGGAACAUAUGAAACAGCUAAAGAAGCAGCUCAUGCAUAUGAUGAGGCUGCUAUAAUUUUGCGUGGUCAUGGUGGCAAUGAAAAUCUUCCCCAUAAUGUCAAUGGGGAUUAUGAUUCAGAGCAGAGAAGGAUUCUGUCCACAGCAAUGAUUUCUAAGCUCCACCAUCUCAAUAUGGCCUCCAUGAAUAAGUUUUUGUUGCAAUAUGCUGCUAAGAAGAAGGGCUCCUUAUUCUCUUCCCUUUCUUUUGUCUGCUUAAAGUUAGACAAUGAGAAAUCCAAUCAAUUGGGAAUCUGGCAAAACAAAGUGGGUGGUGGAGGAGAAGAUGAAUCCAACUGGAUCAUGAAAGUUGAAAUUCCUGCAAUGAAAGUGAAUGAUGAUAGAGAUGAUGGCAGAGCUCCAGAGAUGAUAGAAGAGCUUCUUCAACUGUGCAAUACUUCUAGAGCUGCAACAUAAGCAUUGUGGUAAGAGGAAUAUUUGGUAGAUAACAACGCUAUUAAAGAACUAAAGUCAAUAGAAUAUUUAGUAGGUAGGAGUAACUUGUAGAUGGUGAUGUAACUAAUUUAAGCAUGAUUAUACUUUCAAACAGAAACGGUUAUCUAAUCUUUAGGAUGCAUCAAGAUAUUAAUACCUUUCAUACAUUAUUAAUACAUUGUAAUAAAUUUUUGGUGCGUCCUAAGAAUUAUAUAGUCAUUUCCCUUUCAAGCAGAGAAAAAAGAAUCAAGAUAUU